Messenger RNA from Chlamydomonas reinhardtii, 2785 nucleotides. RefSeq lists its product as uncharacterized. Lineage: Eukaryota; Viridiplantae; Chlorophyta; Chlorophyceae; Chlamydomonadales; Chlamydomonadaceae. The record is from RefSeq and is a predicted model, not a curated record. The coding region runs from base 71 to 1879 and encodes 602 amino acids. The transcript has 5 exons.
CAACCCGCGAUCUGCGCAGGCAAUUUCAGAGGAACAACUCAAGAACAUCAGGGCAUCUCCUGUCAUCUCCAUGAUGAUUGAUGAGUCUACUGACCGCACUGUUUCGCACAACCUGGCCGUGUACAUUACAUACGUGGCGCCCGAUGACAGCAUCAAGACUGAGUUUCUGCAACUGGAGGCAAUGAACAAUGGUGCCACGGCCGUGAACAUCUAUGACAGGCUCAAGGAGGUGUUCACGGAGAGCAAGAUUGAUUGGAGUAAGCUUGUCGCCUUUACCAGUGACGGUGCCAACGUUAUGGUUGGGAAGCACUGUGGAGUGGCGACCCGCAUCAAGACGGAUUGGCCCUGCGUCCUGACUAGCCACUGCGCUGCGCACCGACUGGCUCUGGCCUGUGCGGACUUCUUCAAGGAGUUCCCUGCCCUGGUCAAGGUGGACAACAUGCUCUCUAAGAUCUACAACUACGCCAAGACCUCGACAGUGCGAACCGCUGCUCUGAACGACAUGUACAAGGAAAGGAAGGCGAAGGCAUACAAGAUCCUGAAGCCGCACACGGUUCGGUGGCUUUCCCGGUCUGAGUGUGUGAGGCGGAUCAAGAUUACCUACCCGAUCCUGCUUGCCUUCUUCAAUGAGCGGAAGAAGGACAAGAAGGAUGUGGCCGCGGCCGAGAUUUACGAGUGGCUCAGGCAGGUGGACAACCUCCUGCUCAUCACCUGCAUUGACGGAGUUCUGGCUGCAACAGCGGAAUUGAGCAAGUGGUUCCAGCAGAGUGAUCUCGCCCUCGUUGACGUGCAUCAGUACCUGGAACUAGGGCUACGGCACCUGAUCAACGCCUACACCUACCACAAGGAGGGCGAGACGUCGAACGCACCUCCAUCCUUUACGGCACCCAUCCAGGCCCUGAUCAAGGACCUUGCAGCGAAGGAUGGCGUGUUCCACGGCCACCAGAUGGUGCUGACAACCCCUCCCACGACGAUCGCGCCUGCCACCACCACCACCGCCACCACGACAGCGGAGUCUGACAGCGACAAUGACGGCUCUGACACCAACACUGACACGACAGCGGAGUCUGGCAGCGACGAUGAUGACACGGCACCUACGGCACCGAGCUGGGCGGCUUUCCCUCAGACUCUAUUCCGCAGCAAGCUUGCUCUCAGCAGCAUGGUCAAGAAGCUGGUUGAGAACAUCAAAAUGCGAUUCCCCGCUGAUGUCUCAGUGGCUGCAAAGUUUGGGGUGCUGGGCCCCCGUGCAUUGGCUGCUGAUUCCGGUGUGCCGAAGUAUGGCGAGGAAGAGGUGGCCGCUUUGGCACAGCACUUUAAGCCCGUCUUGGGUGAUGAUUGCCUGUUGGCAGUUGACCAGUGGGUGAUGGCUCGGGCGCGCCUGAUUGCAGUGGCAAAGGAGCAGAAGAAGAGUGGUGAUGUUAUGAAGGCGAGGCCGUUCUAUGAGAGGCUCUUGUCGUGGCUGUCUGGCAUGGGCCGUGAGCUCACUGUCCUGGUGCAGAUUAUGCUUGUGCUGCAGCCAUCUACGGCAGAAGUUGAGCGUGGCUUCAGCGCGAUGAAUGACAUCAAGACGCCUGGCCGGGCAAGCAUGAAGCUUGGCACCCUUGACGUACUGAUGCGUGUGCGCCUUGUGGGCCCACCAAUUGCGUACCAGCAGCGGCCUGUGGCUGGUGUCUCCCUUGCCCCGUAUGCUGAGUUUGAUGCAACGCUGCUGGGGCCUGCAGUUCAGAAGUUCGCUGCAAAGCUUGGCCGCGUGCCCCAGCGCAGCAGCCACAACGCCCGCCCGUCCCGUGUGAAGCAUCGUGUGUGUGAGAUUGAUGUCAAGGCACUUCUGAAGGAGGCUGAGGAGGAGGCCGUUCAGAAUGUGGAUGUCUCGUGCUAAUAAUUUGGCAUACGAACGUUUGAAUUCUUUGAAAGCGGUCCAUCUAGCAAAUACAUACCCGAUACGAUUGUGUAUGAUUGAAACGUUGAAAGAAGGGACGAUAGUGUAUUGGGGAUUCGAUGCACGAGGGUGUGUGCCGACGUGUGAAGAUGACUAAACUGGAAGCGGUUAGGCCGCGAUGGCGCUCUGCCUGUGUGUAUGUGCGGUAGAACUGUGACUGGUCAUGGCUUUGGCCCCGGCACUUCGGUGACAGCAAGCAGUUAGCAGGUAUAGCAUGUACGCCGCGCAGGCAAGCGAAGGCUCAGAGUUGCUUGGGGAAACGCGCUGCGACAUGCCUGUGCAUAUGAUCGCAUUUGGACUUGUUCAUUAGUGUUGCACUGCGUGAAACAGAUACAAAAGCCGCCGUUUACAGUUGCGAAAAAGCGAAAUUGCAACAUGUCAAGAUGUCUAGACAUUUUACAUGGCUUCCACAAAGGCACUUUGUCUAGACAAAAAAAUCGUGGAUUUGGGGGCCUGUUUGUCUACCCCCUUGACAAAAAUUUCCGCUCCAGAGGCCAGGAAUGUCUGGGUCAAGACAUUCCCCCGCAAACAAGAUACGACCCCUGCCCGGACGCCAGACGACAACAUGCCGGCCCUGGUCAACUACAUGAGCUGCCGAGGCCCCAGCCGGUUGAGUGCUGGCGAGGGAUGUAGCACACUAGCAUUAUGGUGGAGUCAGGAGGAAGGAAGGGCCCGAUGCAAGAAGGCGUCAAGCUAGGACCAGGUAGGACCGUUUGGUGCGGGUGGUUAGCGGUGCCGGCGUGAGUUGGUGAGGUCAAAGUGACGAGUGAGUAUGACGGUCGGCCCAUCUCGGACUUAAAGGCCACUCUCCUUUUCGGCCGGCCCAGUAUGUAAGUGUGGAUACAG